Cryphonectria parasitica EP155 is the source of this 1643-nucleotide messenger RNA. RefSeq names its product translation initiation factor eIF4e. NCBI's taxonomy places the organism in Eukaryota, Fungi, Ascomycota, Sordariomycetes, Diaporthales, Cryphonectriaceae. The transcript is spliced from 3 exons. Gene Ontology annotation, biological process: translational initiation. Gene Ontology annotation, cellular component: eukaryotic translation initiation factor 4F complex. The record is from RefSeq and is a predicted model, not a curated record. Gene Ontology annotation, molecular function: RNA 7-methylguanosine cap binding; translation initiation factor activity. The coding region runs from base 438 to 1325 and encodes 295 amino acids.
CGACGACCAUCAACCUCGAACCGACUCCGUCUCCUAUUCUCUCCCUCUCUACGUUGAGGUGACCCGUUCUGCGAGCCCGACCCUCUUCUCCUGUCCAGGUUCAGCAACCCAUUUCCUGCUGACCUGACUGCCGCUUCGUUUUGCCUGCACCCCUGCUCCUCCUCCUCGCGUAUUGUUCCAAGUUAUACAUCACAUCACAUCACUCGGCCAGGCAGGUCGAGCAUACCGGCACACAAAGCCUCUGGCCUGUUCCACACCUGCGGCCGUCCUAUCUCAUCAGAGCCCUUGAGAGCCCAUUCUCGCGACCCCCUUCGCAUUCUGUCUGUCCGUUCCUCUUGGACGCCAGUCAGCCAGUCAGUCAGUGAACGACAGACUACUUCUACUCCUACCGCCCACCUCUCUGCAUCUCUUCGCCGCGCCUCGGCCCUCUCACAACCAUGGCAACCAGGCCCAGUUUGAGCAUGUUCACUCGAGGUCUUUCAGGCCUUUCCCAGGCGCAGGACCCGAACUCGCCCAACGUGAACUCCCCCGCCGAGCAAAGGGCCGACUCCAAGCUUGGCUUCCUUAAGGCUAUGCGGCCUCUGCCCACCCAGCACGUGUGGAACGUCUACUUUGAUCGGCAGCAAAAGGACCAGAAGAAGACCGAUGAUGGGCAGAACUACCAGGCCCAGCUCGAGGAGCUCGACAUCUUGAUUGAGUCCGUCCAGGACUUCUGGCGCUACAAUAACAACACACCCGUCGACCAGAUCAAGAUGCGCGAGUCCAUCUACCUGUUCAAGAAGGGUUUCAGGCCUAUAUGGGAGGACAGGCGCAACAUCCUGGGCGGCAGCUGGACUUUCCGUGUGGGCAAGAACAACGGGCCCGACUUCUGGACGAGGGUGCAACUCAUGGCCAUCGGAGAGCAGCUGCAGGCUGCCCUGGCCGAGGGUGACCAAAUUUGUGGCGUAGGCCUCUCGGUCCGCUUCAACUCCCACCUGAUCACCAUUUGGCACCGCGACUCGUCGAAACAGAAGUCCAUCGAUGGCCUGCUUGAGUGCGUGCUGGGCGAGCUGCCUCCAGAGCUGACACCCAAGCCCGACAACUAUUUCUAUAAGAGGCACUGCGACCACCCCGGCUUUGAGCCGCCUCCGGAGCUGAAAGCCGUGCUGGAUUCUCACAACGCGAGGGUGGCUGUCGAGAAGGCUGCCGCUGAGAAGGCGCUCGCUGCCGAGGCUGCCACGCCCAUCUCGACGGUGCCAGAAGAAGAGUCGAUCGACGGGGAUGGUGCGAAUGGGACGCAUAGUGAUGCCCCCGCGGUGGCAGUGACAACGUCGCAGGCUGCAUGAGAUGAUCAACGACAGCAUUUGCUUUCCCGGAUUGAUCCACAACGAAGACACUGGCUCCCGAUCACCGGGGCCGGCAUGACGACCACCAAUUCAUACAGGAACAAGGCUGCAUAAUCUCUGGCGUUUCUCGUACCACAUGGGUUGCCCUACAAUGGCUGGCUUGAUCAGGACGCCCCAGCAGAUGGUUCCAUGGGUGCUGUCUCUCUAUCCCUCUUUCUCCUCAGACCAGGGUCAAUAGUCAUACAAGGGGACUGUAUUUUUUUAUUAUCAAUUUUUUAUAUAAAAGGAACUAUCUAAAUGGCAUGUUAUCAUGAUUCC